CAGUGCUGAAUAUACAACUGUGAGUUUCAGUUGUCCCUGAGGUGGUAGAUAGUGAAUGCUGUGGCUGAGGAGCUCAGAACCUUUUUUUACCUCCCUCUAAGAGAAGAAAAAGAAAGAGUCCUGGCCCCAAACCAGUCAAGACCUUUCUCAGGUCAGUCUUAAAUUCUUACCUCUACCAGCAGCUGCUUCUCAAGCCCUGAGGAUUUCACUGAGCCAAUUUAAUGCUGGUGGUCAGACAGUUUAAACCCAUUAGCUCCCAGCUAUCUGAAUAAUUUUCUCCUCAGAGCCCAGCGCACCAGCAGACUGCUCUAACCAGAACUGCAGAGAACUGCUACAUUAACUGGACAUUUGCUAACUGUUGUGGCCUGCGUGGUGAGCGUUUGAGGGCUGAAGAAAAUGCCACUGGCUAGAUCACUGUCCAUGACUUCUCUUAAUGGGCUUCCUCAGUGGGAGGAUGAAGACCUACCAGUGGAGGAUUUGUUGCUCUUUGAAGUUUCUUGGGAAGUUACCAACAAAGUGGGAGGCAUUUACACUGUGAUCCAGACAAAAGCCAGAACUACGGCAGAUGAAUGGGGUGAAAACUAUUUUCUGGUUGGUCCCUAUUUUGAGCACAAUGUGAAGACUCAGGUGGAAGCAUGUGAACCUCCAAACCCCGCAGUUAAGAAGGCAAUGGACACCAUGAAAAGCCAAGGGUGUCAGGUCUUUUUUGGAAGAUGGUUGAUAGAGGGCAGCCCGUAUGUCUUAUUGUUUGAUAUAGGAUCAGCAGCUUGGAAUCUGGAUAGGUGGAAAGGUGAAUUUUGGGAUGCCAGCAACAUAGGGAUCCCUUUUCAUGACCGGGAAGCCAACGAUGCUGUGAUUUUUGGAUCGUUAACAGCCUGGUUUUUAAAAGAGCUUUCCUGUCAGUUUGAUGACAAGCCCAACAUAAUUGCCCACUUCCAUGAGUGGCAGGCAGGAGUGGGUUUAAUACUGUCUCGAUCUCAGAAACUUCCUGUUGCCACAAUUUUUACUACCCAUGCGACUCUGCUUGGGAGAUACCUGUGUGCAGCCAGUAUAGAUUUUUACAACAAUCUUGACCAGUUUGACAUUGACAAGGAAGCGGGAGAGAGACAGAUUUACCAUCGGUACUGUAUGGAACGGGCAUCUGUACAUUGUGCCCAUGUGUUUACCACAGUCUCACAGAUAACAGCUAUAGAAGCAGAACAUAUGCUUAAAAGAAAUCCUGAUUUCUCUGACUCUGAAGAUGUCUACCUCUGCCUUUUCUCUGCUUUUCCAGAUGUUGUCACCCCAAAUGGCUUGAACAUUAAGAAAUUUUCAGCAAUGCAUGAGUUUCAGAAUUUGCAUUCCAUGUACAAGGCUAGGAUCCAAGAGUUCAUUCGAGGUCAUUUCUAUGGCCAUCUUGACUUCAGUCUUGAGAAGACCUUAUUUUUCUUCAUUGCUGGGAGAUAUGAGUUUUCCAACAAAGGAGCCGAUAUGUUUCUAGAAGCCUUGUCAAGAUUAAACUUUUUGCUUAGGGUUCAUAAGACUGAUGUUACAGUUGUUGUGUUCUUCAUCAUGCCAGCAAAGACAAACAAUUUCAAUGUGGAAACCUUGAAAGGACAAGCAGUCCGGAAGCAGCUCUGGGACACUGCACAAUCUGUGAAAGAAAAGUUUGGAAAGAAACUCUACAAUGCCCUGCUAAAAGGAGAAAUUCCAGACUUGAACAAGAUUCUUGACCGAGAUGAUAUAACCAUUAUGAAAAGAGCCAUCUUUUCAACUCAGCGACACUGUCUGCCUCCAGUGACCACCCACAACAUGAUUGAUGAUGGCAAUGAUCCAAUCCUCAAUACCAUCCGACGCAUUGGCCUUUUCAAUAACCGGACAGAUAGAGUAAAGGUGAUCCUACAUCCAGAGUUUCUUUCUUCAACAAGCCCAUUGCUGCCCUUGGACUAUGAGGAGUUUGUUAGAGGCUGCCACCUUGGUGUAUUUCCAUCAUACUAUGAACCCUGGGGUUACACACCAGCUGAAUGUACUGUGAUGGGUAUUCCCAGUGUAACCACAAACCUUUCUGGAUUUGGCUGUUUCAUGCAGGAACAUGUUGCUGACCCAGCAGCUUAUGGCAUCUAUAUAGUUGACAGGAGGUUCCGCUCACCUGAUGAAUCAUGCAACCAGCUGACUCAGUUCCUGUAUGGAUUUUGUCAGCAGUCCCGUCGCCAGAGGAUCAUCCAAAGAAACCGAACUGAGAGGCUGUCAGAUCUGUUGGACUGGAGAUACCUAGGCAGGUAUUACAUGCAUGCCAGACACUUGGCCCUCAGCAGAACAUUCCCAGAUAAAUUUGAGAUGGAACCAAGUGCUCCACUAAAGACGGAAGGUUUCAGGUACCCCAGGCCUUCAUCAGUGCCACCAUCACCUUCUGUCUCUCAGCAUUCCAGCCCUCACCAUAGUGAAGGCGAAGAUGAAGAUGAGGAUGAAAGAUAUGAUGAGGAUGAGGAAGCCAAAAGGGAUAGGCAAAACAUCAAGUCUCCCUUUUCCCUUGGAGUAUUGCCACAAGGAAAAAAGAAGCAGCAUGGAGAAUACAGGAACUGAAUUCAUUGCUCUCACCGUGACAAGGUCUCUCCAUCCAUUCAGCAGUUUCUCCUGUAGGCUUGGCAAGCUUUGUGUUAAGGACAGCUGAUAUAAUUAGGGGAAUCUUAAAUGUUACUUGAGCUACACUGUUGGAAAGCCUAAUAUUAUUUCACCUUGAAAGUAGUUUAAAUGACAAUUCUUCUGUGCCCCUUUGAGAUAGAAGAGAUUUCUCAAGCUUAAUAAACCUAGAGAAUGCGACAAUACCCUCAGGGGCUUAUACAAACUGCAGACCAUACCUGUGUCUACAUAAUCAUCUAUAUUAAUCAUAGUCUAUGCUGAUAGCUCCAUUAUGGAUCCCCAAAUGAAUUCCUGCUUCAUUUAUGUUUCACCUUUUCCCCUCCUAAACUAACAUGAACUUUAAGCCAGAGCUCAAAAAAUUUAGAGAAAAAAGUGUUACACUGGGGAAACCUUGGCAGGGUUAAAAAAGAUACACCGAAAAGAAAAUGGUCAUUCUUUUUCCUUAUGCUGUUUAUUGUAAGCUUACAUCAUUUAAAACAUUUUUUUUACAACACAAAGAAGUGUCUUGAUCCAGUGGUAAAAUAUACUUCCUGUGGAACCAUAUAAAGUCUUAUGCAGUGGGCAUUUGAAUUUUAGAGGCAAAUGAAGUCAUCUUUCUAAAGGUAUUUAGACCCACAAUAAACAGCAGACCAUUUAUUUUCUGA
Molecule: messenger RNA, 3263 nt
Organism: Aquila chrysaetos chrysaetos
Lineage: Eukaryota; Metazoa; Chordata; Aves; Accipitriformes; Accipitridae
Gene: GYS2
Product: glycogen synthase 2
Exons: 16
Coding region: 397-2562 (721 amino acids)
Biological process (GO): glycogen biosynthetic process
Cellular component (GO): cytoplasm
Molecular function (GO): alpha-1,4-glucan glucosyltransferase (UDP-glucose donor) activity
Source: RefSeq, a predicted model, not a curated record